This is a messenger RNA of Sordaria macrospora k-hell, 1080 nucleotides long. RefSeq lists its product as uncharacterized. The record is from RefSeq and is a predicted model, not a curated record. Gene Ontology annotation, molecular function: G protein-coupled receptor binding; GTPase activity; GTP binding. Gene Ontology annotation, biological process: adenylate cyclase-activating G protein-coupled receptor signaling pathway. Gene Ontology annotation, cellular component: heterotrimeric G-protein complex. NCBI's taxonomy places the organism in Eukaryota, Fungi, Ascomycota, Sordariomycetes, Sordariales, Sordariaceae.
AUGAUCAAGAUGGGCGCGUGCAUGAGCACGAGUGAUGAGGAGACGGAGCAGAAGAAGAGAAGUCAGAAAAUCGAUCGCGACCUAGAAGAGGACUCCAAGAAACUACGGAAAGAAUGCAAGAUUCUACUUCUCGGCUCCGGCGAGAGCGGUAAAUCGACCAUUGUGAAGCAGAUGAAGAUCAUACAUCUCAAGGGCUAUUCAGACGAGGAGCUCACAAACUACCGACCUACAGUCUACAAGAAUCUGUUGGAAUGCGCAAAGGCGGUGGUGAAUGCUAUGCACCAGUUCGAUAUUCAGCCAACAGAUCCAUCGCUACGGCCCUAUGUCGAAUUCUUGCAAGAUUACAACAUGGAGGGAUGUCCACCAGGACAAGCCAUUGAUCCCAAAGUUGGCACAGCUAUCCAGGCAAUAUGGAACGAUCCAGCAAAAGACCUACUCAUGGAGCGGCAAACAGAGUUCUACCUUAUGGACUCGGCAGAAUAUUUCUUCAUGGAGGUCAUGAGGAUUGUUGCUGAAGAUUAUCGACCGAAUGAGAUGGAUGUACUUCGCGCCAGAACAAAGACCACGGGUAUCUACGAAACGCGAUUCAAGAUGGGCAGGCUCAGUAUCCACAUGUUUGAUGUGGGUGGGCAACGUAGCGAACGCAAGAAGUGGAUUCACUGCUUCGAGAACGUCACAUCCAUCAUCUUCUGUGUUGCCUUGAGCGAGUACGACCAAGUACUGCUCGAGGAGAGCAGUCAGAACCGCAUGAUGGAAAGUCUGCUGCUCUUUGAUUCGGUCGUCAAUUCGCGCUGGUUCAUGAGGACGAGUAUCAUCCUGUUUCUCAACAAGGUUGACAUCUUCAAGCAGAAAUUGGGGCGGUCACCUCUAGGGAACUACUUUCCGGAUUAUUCUGGUGGUAACGACGUCAACAAGGCUGCCAAGUACCUACUAUGGCGCUUUAACCAGGUUAACAGGGCUCACCUUAACCUGUAUCCUCACUUAACACAAGCCACCGAUACUUCCAAUAUCCGUCUCGUGUUUGCCGCCGUCAAGGAAACCAUUCUCAACAACGCUCUUAAAGACUCUGGUAUUCUAUGA